This is a messenger RNA of Oikopleura dioica, 372 nucleotides long. NCBI's taxonomy places the organism in Eukaryota, Metazoa, Chordata, Appendicularia, Copelata, Oikopleuridae. The record is from the annotation of a GenBank genome assembly.
AUGAAGAUUCGUCGGAAGGUUGCCGCUCCUGCCGUCUGUGCGGCUGUGUGCGUCGGAGGCUUUUGCAACACGAAUUUGAACAUUUUGGCGAAUCAAGACUAUACUUGGGGAUACGGAUCUAUCCUCUGCGGCGCAUUCUUGUGCUAUUUAAUCACUAGAAUCGGCGUAGAAGAUGUCCGUGUUGAUUUCCUCAACAAAAUAUCAGCAGAAAUCAAAGACUACAAAGUCCCGAAAGAUGAUCCUGAGCCAGAACCGGAGCCAUCGCCACCGCAGCAGGAUGGAAGCACUAUUGAAAAUCCAAAGUAUGAAGUUUCCGAUCUGCCAACUUACGAAGAAGUUACUCGCUCUCCAGUCACACUCAAUCCUACGUGA